AUGAUAAAUUCAAACCUAGAUAUCACCUCAAUCGAAUUAGACUCGGUAUUUGAUGCUCACGUUCAUCUACGUCAGACCGGACAACUUGCUGAACUCGUCACACCUCAUUUGGCUCAAGGUGGUAUCAGUACAGCUUAUGUGAUGCCCAAUACGAUUCCACCAAUCACUACUACCAAAAUGGCAUUGGCAUAUAGAGCCGAACUACAAGCAUUGUCACCCAAUACUGAGUUUUUGAUGAGCCUUUAUCUAUCCCCCCAGCUAGAUGUUGAAGAAGUUCAGCGAGCCAAAUCGGCAGGAAUUGUUGGUGUGAAAUCUUAUCCGAGGGGAGUAACAACAAAUUCAAGUGGAGGUGUGGAGUCUUAUGAAAUUUAUUAUCCUGUAUUUGAGAUGAUGGAAAAACUAGGGAUGAUACUGAACUUGCAUGGUGAGGUACCUAGUAAUCCUCAUGAUGGUACCUGCGUGUUGAAUGCGGAGGCAAGGUUUUUGCCCAAGUUGUUACAACUUCACCAAAGAUUCCCAAAACUGAGAAUCGUGCUUGAACAUGCUACUACUCGUAAUGCGAUCGAAGCUGUCAAAAGUUGUGGCCCGACUGUUGGAUGUACCAUCACUGCUCAUCAUCUCACUCUCACCGUCGACGAUUGGGCUGGUAAUGGUCUAAAUUUUUGCAAACCAGUCGCCAAAUUUCCAGACGACCGGGAAGCCCUAAGAGAAGUCAUUAGAGAAGGUCAUCCGCAGUUCUUCCUAGGUUCAGAUUCUGCGCCACAUCCGAUCACGUCCAAAUUGCCAAAUCAUCCAUCAACUUGUUGUGCUGCAGGGAUUUACACUUCUCCCUACUUACUGCCUAGCUUGGCUUCCAUCUUCGAAUCUGCGCUUCCACCUCCCACAUCAUCUUCGGAAAUUCGUCAGAUCUUGAGUCCUAUACCUCUAAAUCGGUUGAAUGGAUUUGUCAGUACAUUUGGAAGAGCAUUUUAUGGGAUAGAGAAGAAUGAAAAGGGACAUACGCUGGCAAGGGAUGAUGAAAAGAUAGUAGAGCUUAAAAUCACUGGUGAGAGGGAUCAUGAAGUGGUGGUACCGUUUUGGGCAGGGCGCAAGUUGGGCUGGAAAUUGAAUACAUGA
Molecule: messenger RNA, 1116 nt
Organism: Melampsora larici-populina 98AG31
Lineage: Eukaryota; Fungi; Basidiomycota; Pucciniomycetes; Pucciniales; Melampsoraceae
Exons: 6
Coding region: 1-1116 (371 amino acids)
Biological process (GO): 'de novo' pyrimidine nucleobase biosynthetic process; pyrimidine nucleotide biosynthetic process
Cellular component (GO): cytoplasm
Molecular function (GO): dihydroorotase activity
Source: RefSeq, a predicted model, not a curated record